Cebus imitator (Panamanian white-faced capuchin) is the source of this 505-nucleotide messenger RNA. RefSeq names its product nuclear protein 2, transcriptional regulator (gene NUPR2). The transcript has 2 exons. Bases 16 to 399 code for a protein of 127 amino acids. The record is from RefSeq and is a predicted model, not a curated record. Gene Ontology annotation, biological process: negative regulation of cell cycle; negative regulation of cell population proliferation; regulation of transcription by RNA polymerase II. Gene Ontology annotation, cellular component: nucleus. Lineage: Eukaryota; Metazoa; Chordata; Mammalia; Primates; Cebidae.
AGAGGCCCGCCCCUCAUGCGGAGCCAAUCGGAACUGGAGGCGGGCCUGCUGGGGUCUCCCGGGAGCGCGCAUGCGCGGGCGGGUGGCCGCUGGCGGCCGGGCGGUAUGGACUCCGAUGCCGAGCAGGCCUUUCCGUGUCCGCAGGCUCCUGCCCGGCCGCCGUCACCCAUAAGCCACAAGGAGGAGCUUUACGACUGCCUGGACUACUACUACUUGCGUGACUUCCAGGCCUGCGGGGCCGGGCGCAGCAAGGGCCGGACACGGCGCGAGCAGGCGCUGCGCACCAACCGGCCGGCGCCCGCUGGCCACGAGCGUAAGGUCCUGCAGAAGCUCCUCAAUGGCCAGCGCAAGCGCCGCCAGCGCCAGCUGCAGCCACGGCCGCGCACUCGCCUUGCCUGAGCCUAAGCCUGCACCUGGGAUGCCCGAAGGACGUGUUUAAAGUAUUUGCUGUAACUCCAACUGUAACCUGGUUCUAAGGAGGAGAGAAUCCAUGUUUGGUCAACAG